CGCCAUGGGAACGGAACUCCUGAUGAAUGAUUUGGAUAGCAAGUUCUGUGCCGAUAACCUUCUGACCAGCGAGGACUGGGACACCGGCCUGUACAGUUACCUGGACGAGACGGAUGACAAUGGGGAACUUUUUCCACCUGCUUUCAGCCAUUAUCCUCUGCAUUUGUGCGACCGGCAGAUGGAUAUCGAGCCGUACUCCACGUCAUCCUCGUGGGACGACAUCCGCAGCAAGGAUUUGUCAGAUCUUCUCGUGAAGGCAGAGCCGCUUUCCCCGUUCUCAUCCUCGUCCUGCGACUCGUCGUCCUCCUGCGAUGCCCUCUACACGAAGUCUCAAGGAGACUUGGCGGCCACGGUGAAGGUCGAGCUGCCUCCGUCCCCCCCGUGUCAGACGCAGGAUGCCCCCCUCAACCCUUGCGGUGCUCUGCAAAUAACUCUCCUCCCCGUCCCCACAGGGCCAGGAUGUCUCUCGAAGUCUAACGGUCUGGUGUCCAAGAAGCCGGCCCUGCAGCCCAGACCUGCCCCGGGGACUAAACCUCCUCCCAGCACAAGCAGCGCGUCCCACGCCAUCAUCCUGCACCCCGUUACGACGACCGCCGGAACGACGCCGGCGCUCACAGCCUCCCCUCCUGUUCUGGUCUCCCAGCUCGUGCCGGUACCCAGCGCAGGAUCUGCACCGUCUCCUGUUAAACCCGAGACCAAGACAAUUAUACCGGCGCCGAGUGCUGGUAAAACCAGCCGCCCCGAGGUGGACCCCAAGCUUUUAAAGAGACAGCAACGCAUGAUCAAAAACCGGGAGUCUGCCUGCCAGUCCCGCCGGAAGAAGAAAGAGUACGUGCUGGGACUGGAGGCGAGACUGCAGGAGACGGAGAGACAGCUGGAGCUGGCACGCCGGGAGAACCGGGAGCUCAGAGAGACCGUACAGAACUUAAUGCGAGAGAACGCGUCCCUCCGGGUCUCCUCGGGCAGUCGGAAGGUGGUCUGCGUUAUGGUGGCGCUUGUGUUCAUCGCGUUUAACUUCGGACCUUCGAGCCUCACCCAAACCAUACAGGAGGAGACCGCGAGAAGUCCGGAGAUUUCCCAUCGCGCUCGCCACUUAUUAACCUAUCAGAGCGGAGAAGAGCCCCGCGAGCCCCAAAGGCCAAAGAUGUACCCGUUUCACACGACUACAACCGCGAGAAGCUCCUUCAGUAACGCCACCGGCUCGCUGGCGAACGUGAAGCAUCUCAUGGUACGGGAUCUGGAUCAGCUCUUCCUCACCUCGGACUGCAGGCACUUCAAUCGCACGGAGUCUUUGAGGUUAGUUGAUGAGCUCAGCCUUUGGGUCCGACGACAUCAGAAUGAAAGGAAGAGCGGGAAGCAGCCCCCCAAGAAGCACCGAAGAGCAAAGAAGCCGUUCGUUAGGAAGACCGUGUCGCUUUCUGAUCUGGUGCCUGCGCAGCCUUCCAGAAUCACACACAGGCUGCACAGCGCUCCGUUACAACUCUACGGCCCCCCGAAACCCAGCGACACCUUUCUCAUGGACGCCAUCGAGAGACGCGAGGAUACUUUCUACGUGGUGUCGUUCCGCAGGGAUCAUCUCCUCCUGCCUGCGAUAAGUCACAACAAGACGUCCCGUCCCAAGAUGUCCCUUGUGAUGCCAGCCAUGCCCGUGAACGACAGCGUGUAUAACAAUUCCCGAGGAUACGAAACCAUGAUGCAGAUAGAUUGUGAAGUUAUGGAUACGCGGGUUAUCCAGAUCAAAUCCUCCACCGUUCCACCAUCUUUGAGAACGCCGCCGGCGCGACCUGCGCAGCAGGGGGCUCCCCGCGGGAACCUCUCCCUCUAUCUUCAGGACCACGACCCGUCGGAAGACGGACAGAACUGAAGACCGAGGAG
This is a messenger RNA of Spea bombifrons (plains spadefoot toad), 1875 nucleotides long. RefSeq names its product activating transcription factor 6 beta (gene ATF6B). NCBI's taxonomy places the organism in Eukaryota, Metazoa, Chordata, Amphibia, Anura, Pelobatidae. The transcript has 16 exons. Gene Ontology annotation, cellular component: nucleus. The coding region runs from base 5 to 1864 and encodes 619 amino acids. Gene Ontology annotation, biological process: regulation of transcription by RNA polymerase II; endoplasmic reticulum unfolded protein response. Gene Ontology annotation, molecular function: DNA-binding transcription factor activity, RNA polymerase II-specific; RNA polymerase II cis-regulatory region sequence-specific DNA binding. The record is from RefSeq and is a predicted model, not a curated record.